Mirounga angustirostris (Northern elephant seal) is the source of this 1061-nucleotide messenger RNA. RefSeq names its product coiled-coil domain containing 107 (gene CCDC107). The coding region runs from base 66 to 803 and encodes 245 amino acids. The record is from RefSeq and is a predicted model, not a curated record. The transcript is spliced from 6 exons. NCBI's taxonomy places the organism in Eukaryota, Metazoa, Chordata, Mammalia, Carnivora, Phocidae.
GCGCAUGCGCGCUGGGGCUCGCGGCUAACGCUGGCGCCGGCGGCGCCUUCAUUCUGUGGUCGGCAAUGGCGGGCUCGGUCUCGCUUGCGGGUUUGCUGGGGUUGCUACUUGUGUCUGCACUGCCCGGGGUCCUCGGAGACCGCCCCAGCCCCGACCUCCGGGCACACCCAGGGGACCCCGCCCAGGUCGGCCCUGAGGCCACGGAACCCCGGCGUCGGCAGCCGCCCAAGGACCAGCGCGAGCGGGCCCGGGCGGGAGCUCUGCCUUUGGGGGCGCUGUACACCGCAGCUGUCGUGGCUUUUGUGCUGUACAAGUGUUUGCAGGGGAAAGAUGAGGCUGCAGUUCUCCAAGAAGAGGCAGGCAAGAAGGAAUCAUUGCAGUCAGAGCAACAGCUGGCCCAGUUGACACAACAGCUGGCCCAGACAGAGCAACACCUGAACAAUCUGAUGGCCCAACUGGACCCCCUUUUUGAGCGUGUGACUACCCUGGCUGGAGCCCAGCAAGAGCUUCUGAAUAUGAAGCUUCAGACCAUCCACCAGCUGUUACAAGACAGCAAGCCAAACAAGGGUGUGGACAUUCCAGAACCAGAGGCCAGCAUACCUUUUCCUGAGGACUUAUGUAUAGAGGAGGAGGCUGGUGACAGUCAGGCCUGGGAGGAGCCCUUAAACUGGAGCACAGAGACAAGAACCCUAGCUACUCCCUGGGAAGUGGAGCAGGGGCUAAGGAGAAGAUGCAGCAAGGCUGUGGGAAGGGCCGCAGUCACAGCCCCCGCUGGCAAGGAGAAAUUACAGCGGAAGGUUUAGUAAAACAAAGUCUGUUCUUGUGACUGGGUACUCCUGUGUGCUUUUUCCAUUCCAGCUGGUCCUACACACACCCAUACUAGGUGCCCAAGAGCAACAGGGCCUUCUUGGAAAGCUUCCCUUAUUAGGAUAAAAAGAGGCCAACUUCCAGUGUGAGAGCUGAGAGAUAGAGGGAGCUCCAGCUCUUUUCCUUGUAUUCCUGAGGCCACCAUCAUGCCAGCCUUCGGGGCACAAAAACCUUUCUUUCUCAUAUCGCAGAGC